Messenger RNA from Trifolium pratense (red clover), 2039 nucleotides. Its product is annotated as O-fucosyltransferase 39-like. The coding region runs from base 245 to 1768 and encodes 507 amino acids. The transcript is spliced from 10 exons. Lineage: Eukaryota; Viridiplantae; Streptophyta; Magnoliopsida; Fabales; Fabaceae. The record is from RefSeq and is a predicted model, not a curated record.
UUCACAAAAUUCACUUCUUAAUAAAAUCAAAUAAAAAAUUCCCUCACUAAGAUCCAAAUUACAUAACAUAACAUACUAUAUAUAUAAAAUAAAAAGAUCCAAAAUUAUUAUCAUUAUUAUGUUGUGAUUUUGCUCUAUUCUCUUCUUCUUCUUCUUCUACAUUACUUCAUUCACAUUCUGAUUCUUCAUAAGGGUCAUAACGGUCAUUUUCUAGAUCCGAGGUUAAGCUCCUCUUCCUAUUACUAUGGAGCUUGGCUUCCUUUGCAGAGGAACAACAACAACAACAACACUUGUUGUUUUUCUUUCCUUGUUCAUUUGUUUCAUUCAUGUCUCUUCAUCUUCUUUGUACUCGGAAUUGAAUCCUAUAAAACCUAGACACUCACGCCUUCUCAGGAGCGCUGUGCAGCGUGAAACUCCAACAUCACAACUUUCUGAAAUAUGGACGCCUCUAGAAACCCAAGGCUGGAAACCUUGCGAUGAGUCCAUAAAUAAGCCAACAUUACCAGAGAAGUCUGAAGGAUACAUCCAGGUUUUUCUUGAUGGAGGUCUGAACCAGCAAAGGAUGGGGAUAUGUGAUGCAGUUGCUGUUGCAAAGAUACUGAAUGCAACUCUUGUGAUCCCAUACCUGGAAUUAAAUCCUGUGUGGAAGGAUUCAAGCUCAUUCGAAGAUAUAUUUGAUGUGGAUCAUUUCAUUGAUGUAUUGAAGAAUGAUGUUUCUAUAGUUAAAGAGCUUCCUGAAGAGUACUCGUGGAGUUCAAGAGAGUACUAUGCGUUGGCUAUUCGAGAUACCAGAAUCAAGGUUGCACCUGUACAUGCAACAGCCAACUGGUAUAUUGAGAAUGUUUUGCCUGUCCUACAAAGUUAUGGUAUUGCUGCAAUCUCUCCAUUUUCUCACCGCCUGAGUUUUGACAACUUGCCUAUGGAUAUCCAACACCUGCGCUGUAAAGUCAACUUUCAAGCUUUAGUCUUUGUUCCCCAUAUCAGAGCACUUGGAGAUGCCCUUGUCAACCGCCUUCGCAAUCCUCAACACACUACUGAAGAAAUGGGCUCCAACUACCUUCAAGAGGUCACAGAUGCAGAUGAUAAUAAAAAUGCAGGGAAAUUCGUUGUUCUGCACCUUCGAUUUGAUAAGGAUAUGGCAGCCCAUUCAGCAUGUGAUUUUGGCGGUGGGAAAGCUGAAAAAUUGGCCCUUGCCAAGUAUAGACAGGUCAUUUGGCAGGGAAGGGUUCUUAAUUCCCAAUUCACUGAUGAAGAGUUGAGGAGUCAGGGCCGUUGCCCAAUGACUCCCGAGGAGGUUGGGUUGUUGCUAGCAGCUUUAGGAUUUGACAACAGCACUCGUUUAUAUCUUGCCUCUCAUAAGGUCUAUGGUGGAGGAGCCAGGAUUGCUACUUUGAAAGAAUUGUUUCCUCUGAUGGAAGACAAAAAGAGCCUUACUUCGCCUUUUGAGCGUACUCUGAUAAAGGGGAAAGCUUCUCUAUUAGCCGCACUUGACUACUAUAUUAGUAUGCAUAGUGACAUCUUCAUUUCGGCUUCCCCAGGAAAUAUGCACAAUGCAUUGGUUGGACACAGAAGUUACUUGAACCUAAAGACUAUAAGGCCAAACAUGCAAUUGAUGGGUCAACUUUUCUUGAAUAAAACCAUGGAGUGGUCAGAGUUUGAGCAUGCAGUGGUUGAAGGUCAUGAAACUAGACAAGGUCAACUCAGGCUUAGAAAGCCUAAACAAUCCAUAUACACAUAUCCUGCUCCUGAUUGCAUGUGCCAAGCUUAAUAGAUUGCUUAUAGAUUAGUAGCCACUAUAUUUUACUAUAGUUCUCAGUGUCUUAUUAUUUGAGAUUUGCAUAUGAUUAAUAAAAACAUUAUAUCACUAAUCCUAUUCAUGAGGGGUUUGUCCAUGAUGUUCUUGGUAAGAGUGCUUGAUAUAAUAGUAUAGUAUAGUAGUAGUUGUCUUGUGUGAGAGAUGUAUGUAUGAGAUGAUGGCAUUCUUAGCAGGAGCAAUACUAUUUUUAAUUCAAUAACAGGAGCCAUAUUAUUGUUUAUCA